GCAGCCCGCGCCGAAUCCGUCCUGCCUUCGCCGGGUCGCGCCACGCCGGGCUCCGGGCGCAGGACAGCGCCUCACCCGUUCCCUGCGGACGGCCCCGGACCGGCAGCCGCACCGGGGAGAUGUCUGGCGGCCGGAGGAGAAGCGGCGCCCCCUGGCACACCUUCUCCCGGUUCUUCGCUCCCCGAAGCCCUUCCCGGGACAAGGAAGAGGAAGAGGAGGAGAGGCCGGGGACGAGCCAGCCGCCCGCUGCAGGCCAGGGCGCUGCCAGAAUUGCUCAGACCUUGGCCACUUCCUUACCUCUUUACCUGGAAGAGGACGUGUCCCUAAUCCUCUUCAAGGCUAAUACUUCCCCUUUAUUAUUAGAAAAAGUAUUAGAGACUCUACUGGUCUCUUUAUCUCACCUUAUGCUUUUCACUCUGGGACCUGGCAUCCUUCUCUCAUGUACAGCAGUUACUGUCUUUCCAAUUCCCCAAAGUGAGGACAAAAAGAACCAUGCUGAGAAGCUAAUCACUCCUCCAACGCAGGAAGAUUCCAAAAAGCCAAAUGACCUUUCCCGUUCCACCUCAGAUACCAAAAUAGGAGAAAACGAUAGACAGCCAAAAGAAAGCUUUUUUCAGUUUCUUGGUAACUUAUUCAAUAUCUCAGGAAAAUCAUCUCUUGGUGAUGCCAAGCAAUCUUCUUUCAAAGAUGACCAUGACAGAACUGAGAAAGAUCUACAGAAUCCCAGUGACCAUCCUGAGGAAGGAGUCAAAAGGGAGAGGGAGAUUUUCGGUGGCUCCCUGGGAACCCAGGCGCUUCCAGCAGAAGAACCUGAGUCCAACUCAGCUGAAACAUCAGAUGCCUUUUCUUUGGAUACAACACAGGACAGUGAACAGGAAACCAGUGAUUUACUAAAACAACGUAAACCAGAGAGGCCGUCAGUAACGUAUGCAACAUAUCGAGGCCCCAGGCAAAUUAGGAAAUAUUUGAAGCACCAGAUUGCAUUGGAAACUGUGACUCCCUCGGACGGAGAAAAUGAAAGUUCUGACUCUAGCACAAGCAUCCACAUUGGCCCUGGAAGUGAGACGGAGGCUAGGAUGGCGUCGUCAUUGUCAUCAGCUAGCACGGACUUAUCUAUGAAAGGACAUUUGCUCAAAGGCCUGUCAGAAGACUCUGAUUGUAGCAAAAUAAAUCUUAACACAGAAAGCCAUCUGACAAACAACCCAGAUUUGCCCAAUACUGCUUUUUCUAAGGAUGUUUUAAAUAAAAAUGAUCUUGGGGGACCUGUGAGAAGUAGGCCAUCCCCUUCUUCUGGGACUAACUCCAGCUCUGUUAGAGAAUCUGAUUCACAGCACCAUUUAAAUGGUGCACCAGUUUCUCAGACUGACAGGAAUUUGGUAUGUUCAGCAUUGUUUAUAGGAAGUAAUGGUAGCAAAGUUCCUUGCAGCCCAGAUUUUCACGGGGUAACUACAACAGAAACUACAGUGAAGGAUGUCAGCUCAGUGAUGAGUGAUGGGACCUUGGUGCAAAGAGAACAUGUUGAGCCUGUGAGCCCAGCUAUUUCUGACUUCUCUUGUAGGAAAUCUGAUGGGAGCGACACUACCAAAGAGGGAAGUUUGCCAAGUUCAAAUAAAUCAAUUAGGCUCGAAGAUCCACAGUUGCCAGAGAGUAAGUGUUCUGACAAGCAAACCGCAGAUAACUCAGCAAAGCAGGCUGCCAAUCACACCAACAUCCCUGCUCUUCAGAGACAUGCUGUGACAGACACAGAACUUGUAAAUGAAGGAAAUAGAUUGUCUGCCCAAGACUCACAGAAAAAUUUGGCUGCUAGAAAAAUCAGACAAGAAACAGAAAACACCUUGGUUGGUGAACCCAGAGCUUCAAGUCUCAUAAAAGCUCCGAAAGGUAGAAUUGAGCCAUUACCCAAAGAUACUGACCAGUUUAUAACAGAAGCCAGAAGGCCCGAUUUUAGGCCACAUGGCAAAAUGCCUCGUAUGGUUAGAAUAAAUCAAAACAACCCUGCCUCUGUAAAACACAUCAGUGAAUCAGCCAUUGUAGCAUGCUUAGAAAGUAAAAUAGCACCUGAACUGAAUUUUGAACCUAACCGAAAGCACAUUUCAGAAUCUCUUCUUGAUUCUGAGAGUCUUCAACAAGCCAAAGCAUCACCUGGUGUCAGAACAUCUCUUACCCUUGACUGUAAAAAAUCAGAUUUCAGUAUUUCAUCUCCUACCUUUGUUUCCAGAGUUGGUAUGCCAAGCAAGUUAGAUAUUCCUGUUUUAAAGGAUGAAUGUUCUGUGCUCACCGAAACUGGGGAUGUCAACAUUGUUGAUAUUUCCAAUCAGCCUAGUCAGUGUCAAGAAGAAAACGUGGCAAAUCGUGUUGAGGCAGCAGAUGGGAAGAGGCCUCCUGCUUGCCUUCGUCUUGGGCAUGCCUCUGCAACUCUUGAAUCCAAGGAAGUUCUUCCUGAUGGCAAAAAAUGCCACGUUCCACUAGAUCUUACAGCCAGAGAUGUUCAUGUAACCAGAGUGGACUCGAGAUUGGAGUCUGAAAGCCUCUCUGAGGACCACAGUUCCAUUUCAUCUCAAGACCUUACUAAAGCAGAAUUGAUGCUUUCAAACACUAGAGCAAGUAAGAGCACCAUAGAGAAGUCUGAUUUUCUUUCCUUGGAAACCAAACCUAACAUUGCCAAAAUUUUCUCAAAAGUGGAAGUUGAUGGUCAGAACAAUGGUCCUGUUGAGUUGCAUUCUGGAAGAGAAAACACUGUAGCCCUCUCCAAGAUAGCUGUUUCCCAAACAGAGCCCAGAUACAUCUCUCAGGAUAAAAUUUCUUCUCCAUUUGAAGUUACAGAUAUGCCAGGAAAGCUUACUUUAUCGGAAUUAGCUUCCCAAGAGGUUGAACAGGACAAAAGUUUUCAAUCGAUGGAUCAUAAGGAGAUAAAAGAAAAAUAUUCAACUUCUGGCCUUGCAGAGAAUUGUCAAACUGAAGUUUCUCUUCCUGCCUCUAAAUAUCAAGGUAUUCAGGAAACAGAGGCAGAAGCCUUAGUUUAUCUUCCUGCUUUUCCCAAAAGUAAUACAUCUGAGAUUUUACCUCCUCUUCGUAAUGAAAAAGUCACUAGGCAAAUGGCACAGAAUUAUGAAGCCCAUGCUUGUGUGAUUCAUCAACCUUCAGAUAUUUGUGGGACUAGAAAGAUUUCUGGUUUCUCAAAAAUGGCAAAACUCAGCCUAACUAGUGCUUCGCCACAAUUCCAAGAAACUGACAGCACAAAAGUAAAUUCACCUGUUCUGGAUUCUGAUAGAAGUUCGGAAAAAAAUGCUUUUGCAUCUGAGGAUUCACACUUUCAUAAUGCUCCUGUGCUGAAAUCAGAAAAGAAAGCCUUAUCUCAUAGAAGGAAAGAGAAUACUCAUUUCCUAAGUGGUGGUAUUAAUAACAUGUCUUCCUCCAGUAACUCUGAAGAAGUUAGUGUGGUUUUAAGUUCACAUAACCCCCCAAAUAAUUUCAGUUCUGUAAAAGUUACCAUAGAUGCCACACCUGAAGGUGCCUCUCUGACUAACCUGCUGUACCCUAAGUGCUCUUAUUUGAAAUUGGAAACAUCUGUCCCAACAGGGUCAGAAGUGACCCCAUUUGAGGAACAUUUUGGGAAUCCUACUGGGAAGGGAUCUCUUGAUUUCCCAACUGCUGCCCAAUUUGACAAUCCCAUGGAACUGGAGACUGGAGCAGUUGCUGGGGCUCCAGCGUCAGUUAACAGCUCAAGCCAGCAGUGUUCUGAAGCAUCUACUGAGCACACAGAAGCAAGGAGGAGAGCACAUGACCAACUUUUGGACCUCAGAAGUGGUUUACUGAGAAAGGCUGAUACAUUGAUUAGUGAAAUUUUUAACUCUGUCAGGGAAGAAUUAAAAUCCAAACACAGAGUUGCUACCUGCCGGGAGCAUAUAGCCAUAGAUGGCAUAAUGAAUCCAGGUACUCUGAAAGAAGACAUCCGUGAGAAAAAACCAUCAGAAGUGACACUGACCGGGAUUCAACUGACGGAGCAUUUGGAAGAGCAGGGCAUGGAAAACAGGUCAGCUGCCCGAGGGGAAGAAAAGGUCUGUGUUUCACCUACAGUUGGUGAGAAGAGUCUCCUUUUUGAUUCUGAUAGAAUGAAUUUAUCUUGUUUGUUAGAAGAUCAAGCUAGGGAAUUAGUCAAUGAGAUUAUUUAUUCAGCCCAAGAAAAUUUGACAAAUGAAGCUUUUGAAGAUACUGAGGAUACCUGGGAUUCUGAACUUCAGGCUAAUACUUCAGGAAUUCUGAACAGUGAUAGUGUUAAGCCACAUGAUACAUUAAGGGAGUUCUUGGUGUCUGAACAGGCAGUAAAUCAAAGCACGUGUGAAAUUAGUGAAAAUAAAGUAUUAGGUAGAUUCUGCUCUGUAAGUAACUUAGUUAAUGACACAGAGUCAAUUAAAGGAAGAGAAAUUGUUCUCUACCAAAAAUCCCCGUUUGCUGGAAAUGGAGCUGGACAGUCUGAUAGUAUAAAUUUGCUGAAAUCGGAUACUGUUUUGCUAGCCAAAGACACACCCCAUAAAGGGUUAGAUAAUAAGGUAAAAACACAUUUAUUUUUCAAAGAGGACUCUAAAGAGAAAGUGGAAAUAGAGUGUGUGGAUAAUCACAAAACUGGGACAGAGAAUACAAAAACUCUUGUAUUAAAUUUCAAAUGGCCUCCAUUUGCAAAUGAUGACCUCCAUGUACCUGGGACAUCCAAAAGCAGUUUGUCUGAUAGUCUUGUGUGUAUAUCUGAAAAAAGCUUGCUGGGACACAGUAAUAAAAGCACACUCCUUACAACGUCAGAAGUAGGGAAAGUACACAAGAAAGAUACUGAAGUAAAUAUGGGGGAAAUGGAGCUUAGACCUUCCAUGUUAGAACUGGGAGAAACAAACAAAAUGGAUGCUGAAUUGAAUUUUAUGAAAUAUGAGGCAGUCCCUCCUGUGUCAGAAAUGGGAAGAGCACAUAAAAAGGAAGCCAAAUUGAAUAUCACAAAAACUGAGCCAAUAGCUGACAUUCUUAAAGUGGGAGAGGUAUACCAAGUAGAUGCUGAGAGGUAUAUUGAAAAAACUGAAGGAUUACCUGCCAUUUUAGGAAUGAAAAAAGCUUAUAAGAAGAGGGAUGUUGAAGGAGAUCUUGGCAAAACUGACAUGCUGCCUGUUAUUUCAGAAGAGAAAAAUAUCUACCAAAAAGAUGCUGAGGUAAUUACUAGAAAGACUGAAAUAAUACCUACCACAUUAGAGAUUGAAAAUAUUUACCAAAAGGAUGCUGAAGGGGAUAUUGUAAAGACUGAGGUGAUACCUGUUGGAUUAGAAAUGGAAAAUAUUUACCAAAAGCAUGCUGAAGGUGAUAUUGGCAAGACUGGGAUCACAGCAGUUAUGUCAGAAAUGGAAGAUGUCUACCAAAAAGACUUUGAGGGGAUUACUGAAAAGCCUGAAGUGAUACCUGCCACAUUAGAAAUGGAAGAUAUUUACCCAGAGGAUGCUGAAGGGGAUAUUGAGACUGAGGUGAUACCUGUUGGAUUAGAAAUGGAAGAUACUUACCUAAGAGAUGCUGAAGGGGACCUGGACAAAACUGAGGUUAUGCCCAUUAUGUUAGAAGUGGUAAAUAUCUAUGAAAAAAAUGUGGAAGGCAUCACUGGAAAGACUGCAAGACCUGUGGUGGAAAUAUCUUAUCAAAAGGAUGCUGGAGAAGGUAUUAGGAAAACUGAAGUGAUAGAAGUGGAAGAAGCUCACAAGGCGACAGUCCCUGCCUCCUUAGAAAUGGAAAAACCAUGUAAGAGAGAGGCUAAAGAGACCCUCGGCAUGAUUGUGUCCAUGCCCUCUCCAAGAGAAAUGGAAAGAAUAUCUCCAGAAGAUUCUGAUGAGGCUCUCAGGAAACACAAAGUGUAUUCCACAAUGGUAAACAUUCAGAAAACAUACAGAACAGACCUGGACUUGCCUGUUACACAAGCAGAGGCCAUGCCUCCCAUAUAUGAAGCUGAAAAAACCCCGCAAAAGUCUGGUGGAGAGAGUGCUGGAGAAAUGGAGAGAGAGCCCCCUGAGAGAAAGGAAGGCUUGAUAGCAUGUGACAACAGACUUGCCUCCUCCUAUUUCAGGGGAUAUGAAUCACCGACAUUAAGUAAGGAUUAUGAAGGCUACCCAGUUUUAGCAAUGCCGGAUUUUCAACCUGAGGGUACCAUAGGGAAGCUAGACAGAAGAACAUCUGUUAUUGCAGUAGAUAACCAAAUAAGGGAUGAUAAUUAUAGCGAUGAAAAAGAAGAAUCUAACUUGGCCUUCAUUUCUCAGGAUGAACAAGAAAAUUCUUCCUUUACUAUAUUAUAUGAAGAACCCCUUCAAGAUGAGGACAGGUGUGCCACCGCAGAAGUAAGAAGAACACACACUCUCUUGUUUCCUGAGACAUCUGCUGACAGCAUGCCUGUUGUCGCAUGUGAGGGGUCUGAGAGCAGAACUGACCUCGUCCAUCAUUUUGAAAAGGAUACUAAAUUAGGUGAGACAUUUGAUAGUGAUAGUUCAGAAUCGUUCUUAUCAGUGGAGGCCAAAAGGUACAAAAUUUAUCCCUUAGCUUUGUCUCCCAUUUAUGAGGAUGACAGUUCUCAGGAGGACAUUCUGUCCAACGAGGUCUCGCCUGGUCACCAUGGCUCCACAAAAUCAAGAGAGAGUGCAAGCCAGCCCUCUUCUGUUUUAUCCCUUCUGCAGUCUGUAUCAGAGCGUUUAAAGAUGAAUUUUGAUGAAGACAGACAGGUGGUAGGGGAAGAGGAGGACGAGGACGAGGAGGAGGAGGAGGAACCGUUACAUAAAGGAAGCCUGAGAGCUAGGAGGAAGGAAGCCUUCAAGCGGCCAGACCCUUCCAUUGCAUUUUACCCCGAUGAUAGCCAGGAAAGGACUGGAAUUUCUAAGAAUUCAUAUGUAAUGUCAAAUGAACCUGCUACCUCCAAUCUGCAAGUUGGUCUGUGGCCAGAAAAGUCUUCAUUUCUACAAAAAUCUGACCUUACUUCCAAACUACAUUCUUCUUUAAAGAGUGCUUAUCAUCAGUAUUUGCAGACUUCCAAAACCCAUUCCUCAGAGAAGGGACCCCGAUUUGGUGGGAUUUUUCAGGAACCAGUGUCAAAAUACUUCAGUGCUCAGGACAUCUCAGGCAGAUUAAGCCCGUUCACAGAGAAUAUUAACAAACAAAUUUUGAGGUGUAACCCAAGACCUGGGAAGAUGGUUAUCUAUGAUCUCCAUGGAAGUAAAUAUAAGCAAGAGAUCUACUGUAGUAUUCCUGAUGCUACAUCAUGGUCCUUUCCGAAUGGGGUACUGAUAAAAGUUGUAAGGGGCUGCUGGAUUUUGUAUGAGAAGCCACAUUUCCAGGGUCAGAAAUGUGUGCUGGAAGAAGGGGAAAAGGUGUUAAAUCGUGACUGGAUCCUUCAGAACAGGAAGCAUCCACAGAGAGACUUUGUAUUGGGUUCUAUCAAACGUGUCUUAAAGAAUUUUAUAGAAUCUUCUAUCACACUGUUUGAAUCUGACCUAGAAAGUGGGAAGUUUAUUGACAUUACAAAUCAGGAAAUUUCUGACUUGGAAGAAGUCGGCUUUGGCAGUGAAACAAGAUCCAUUCACGUUAAAAGUGGAGUAUGGGUUGCCUACCAGCAGAAGUUCUUUUGUGGAGAACAGUACAUUCUAGAGAAAGGGAAAUACAAAUGCUUUUUUGACUGGGGAGGAUCAAAUAAUAUAAUCAUGUCAAUACGACCUAUCCAGCUGGAACCACUUGGAAUAAAUGAGCCUCCACAUUUGCUCAAAGCAUUCAGUAAACCAGGGUUCCAAGGUGAAUGUGUAGAUUUUACAGAAGAAAUUUCUGAUUUGACUUCAUUCACGCCAUGUUCUUUUAAAGUUCUUCGGGGUUGCUGGCUCCUGUAUUACCAAGAGGACACUUCUAAUAACCAGUGUGUGUUAGAAGAAGGCCUCUAUGCUGACCUUACUUCCUGUGGCUGCCCAACAUCGAGAGUUAAAUCUCUCAAGCGCAUUGACUAUGUUUUUGAAGAACCCUCCAUUAGCCUUUUUGCUCUGGAACACUGUGAAGGAAGAGAGUUACAUCUAGAAGAGGCUGUGAACUCUGUUCUGAACAAGGACCUGCACUUCUACACCCAGUCUGUCUGGGUAAAAAGUGGACUGUAAGUAUGGGACAGGGGCUUGAUCUGUUUGAGUCAGUGUUUUAGGAGAGAGUUGCACAGUUGCUUUUUAUUUCCCCACUGCUGCUGUUGUGUGAUCUGAAGACACUGUUACUCCUUUACUCGCUCAAUGUAAUAAUAGUAGUUUCUGUUUCAGUAAGAUAAGACCAUGGACCAGGUCCCGUAUGUAGUGGCAUGCCAUGGUCUGGGAGAAGAGCCCUUUGGGGGAGAAGGGCUGCCAUGUGUUCAGAGCAUGCGUCUUAGAGUAGGUAGACCAGAUGACCUUAACCAGUUGAGCCCACUUCUCUUUCAGGCGAUACCUAACGAAAUCGAUAGCUUCUUUGGUUGACACCAUUGCCUGCCUAAGACAACUGACUGUUUGUAAGACUGAUAGUGUUUUGUUGUCUUUUGAUUUGGCAACUUGUUUCCUCUAGAGCUCUCUGCUCCAGGUACUUAUUUUCAUGCUGAGGAUCCUGAGGUGGACCUGGCCUACCCACCAGUGGUGCUGUUCAUUUAGGUUGUCGGGGCAGAUCCAGGGUGUGUGGGGCCUGCACUUACACAAUUUGGGAGACUGCUUUACAAAAAGAUAUGAACAAUUAUGGACACAUAAAUUAGGUAUGAACUUGCAUAUUUAUUUAGAACAAAAAUGGUAUGAGGCCUGCCAGUGAGGGGCCUUGAGGUUAAGGCUCGAAGGCCUCAGGGCAUUUCUAGAGCGUGGGCAUGGAAGCCUGCCCCUCCUCCUGAACUGUUGCUGUUUGGUACCAAAAGUCAACUAAACACACAUAGCUCUAGAUGAUUAAUGUAAAGAUGAUUGUUUUUAUUUCUUAUGACUUUUAAAUUGUGUGAUAAUCAACUCUGCUUGUAUAAAUAUCUGGGGAUAACAUAAGAGAGAGCCAAGAAUAUAAAUUGAUUUGAAAAAUAAGUCAACUAUUAUAAUAAAUGGCUUUUGAAUUAUUCAUAUGUAUAGCAAUUUAAUUUUUCUUCUUCAAAGCAAUUGACAUUGGUAUUUCUUAAACAUAAAUUCACCUACUCUGUCUAAGCAUAUUAAUCGCCAUACUAUAUUACCAGUAUAUUACUUACCACCUAACUAAGUCUGUUGGAAUUGAAAUCUACAUCCUGUGAUACAGGACUUUUCACGGCAUUUUUAUACUUUAUUUUCCUAUGUGGAACUGAUAAUUACUGACUUACCUGUUGUAAUUUCUUACCAGCUUAUUUCAGUCUUUUGUAGAAAACUGGUACUGUUUUACCUUGACAUUAUUUCUUCUCUUUAGCUUACUAUCCACCUACUCUCCCUGUUCUGGAUUCUCUGUUAAGAGAAUGGGAACACAGAGUAAGGAAUAGAGAAGGCUGUCCGAAGAUUUUCUUAGGCUACAGAUGGCUCAGAAUAUGACUUAAUGCACAGCCAGCUACCCUCAGUGACAAGUUUUGUUUAAUCCUCAUAUUAUCCCAUAUCUGUGAUUUGUGAUUAUGAUGAAGGUCAAGCUUUAAUGCUUUUCUGCUGUGGAAUUCGUUGAGAUUAAUAUAGAGAGAAGUGUAGUUUAUUAAAGUCUUGCCUAGGUUUUAUAACUGAAAUUUCCCUGCCUGUUUAAAAAGUCUACACAGCUGGAGAGGUAGGUAAGCAUCUCCAUCGUCAUGCUGUCCUGACUCUGUACCAAUCUGUUGGCUUAGAUGUGUGUAGGCAAGAAGGGAUGGAGGGAAGGUCAUCUGUCCUGUCAUACAUCCAUGAAAAACCAGGCCAAGCCUGAUCUUGAGUGUGGGGAGCAGGGUGCUCUGUCUGAACCAAGCAAGGUAGCCACCUCAUCUUCCACACAUGUUCCAAAAGCACUGUUUGUGGUGACCAGAGUCCUGAGAAUUUCAGAUCCUCUUGGAAGUCCCAGUCGAUUCCCCUUAGCUAUUCAGCUUGAUAACCACCUACAUUAGGGCUUGGCAGCCUUUCUCUGGAAAGGACCAGAUGGCGUUUUCAGUUUGUUGGCCAUCCUGUCUCUGUCACAAUGUAAAGCGCGCCAUUGUGGAGUGAACACAGAUGGUGUCAGUUAAGGAAUGGGGGCAGCUCUGAGCUCAAGACUCACCUCGGGCCCUCCCUGCACGUUUCUACAUGCUCUAACUUGGUCCAAGUGGAAGGCCGUAAGGGUAUUGAGAAGGAUUUGCAAAAGAGCUUGGGCCUUGAAGCAAGAUGGGAUUUCUGUGGAUAAUUUUAAGCUAUCCAUGGUGGCCUUGGGGAAAUGAUGGAAGGAGGUGUGUCUGAGAGGUCAUGGAGCUGCCUGGAGGGGCCCGGAGCACAUGGGAGGAUGAGCCCAAGAGUGGGAGCGGGACCAAGAGUGUUGUGUAACCAGGAACAGUGAGAGGCUAUGGUCUGUCUGUGAAGGUUAAACUGUUACGAAAAAAGUAUUAUCAAAGAAACACAGAAUUUUAGGCCUGGCAGGAACCUUGUUUUAGCAGGUUAGAAACCAGAAUCCUAAUCGAAUGGAAAUCUUCUGAGCCUCCGAGCACUGGGCUUUCACCUAGUCCCU
This is a messenger RNA of Leptonychotes weddellii (Weddell seal), 10647 nucleotides long. Lineage: Eukaryota; Metazoa; Chordata; Mammalia; Carnivora; Phocidae. The record is from RefSeq and is a predicted model, not a curated record.